GUGCCGGAUGUGCGUCACCGGAAGCGCGGCCGCUGCUGAGGAGCGGAGCCGGGCGCUGAGUGCCGCGGCCGCUGCGUUCGGGUCCCGCUCGGAUCCCCCCCGCGGGCGCGAUGUCGAUGUCGCACCUCUACGGCACCGAUGGCGACGAUGGCGUGGAGAUGGAGAACUUCGAGGUGUCGGACUGGGACCUGCAGAACGAGUUCAACCCCCACCGGCAGCGCCACCGGCAGAGCAAAGAGGAGGCCACGUACGGCGUGUGGGCCGAGCGCGACUCGGACGAGGAGCGGCCCAGCUUCGACGGCAAGCGCUCCAGGGACUACUCAGCCCCCGUGAACUUCAUCAGCGCCGGGAUGAAAAAGUCAGCAGCUGAGGAGCUGUCAGAGGACGACUCUGAUGACGAUGAAAAGCCCAUUAAGCAGGAGGAAAUCCCCAAAGAGUUCGUGCCAAAGAAGCUAAAAACAGGUGGUAAUUUCAAACCUAGCCAGAAAGGUUUCGUAGGGGGGACAAAGUCUUUCAUGGAUUUUGGCAGCUGGGAGAGACACACGAAGGGAAUUGGGCAGAAGCUUCUGCAGAAGAUGGGCUACGUCCCUGGGAGAGGCCUCGGGAAGAAUGCUCAAGGCAUUAUCAAUCCCAUUGAGGCCAAACAGAGGAAAGGCAAAGGAGCUGUGGGGGCAUAUGGCUCUGAAAGAACCACCCAGUCUUUGCAGGACUUCCCUGUUGUGGACUCUGAAGAAGAAGCUGAGGAGGAAUUCCAAAAAGAGCUUAGUCAGUGGAGGAAGGAUCCUAAUGGAGGCAAGAAAAAACCCAAAUACAGCUACAAGACAGUGGAAGAACUGAAAGCCAGGGGCAGGAUCCACAAGAAGCUUUCAGCGCCUCAGAAGGAGCUGUCUCAAGUCAAGGUUAUUGACAUGACGGGCCGGGAGCAGAAGGUUUAUUACAGCUACAGCCAGAUCAGCCACAAACACAACAUCCCUGACGACAGCCCGCAGCAGCCGCUGGGCAAAGACUCCAAGCCCCAGGGCUUUGCCUUGCCUGAGCUGGAGCACAACCUGCAGCUUCUCAUCGACAUCACGGAGCAGGAGAUCAUCCAGAACGACCGGCAGCUGCAGUACGAGAGGGACAUGGUCAUCAACCUGAGCCACGAGAUACAGAAGAUGUCUGAGGUGCUGUCGCACGAGGAGACGGCCAUCAGCAACCUCAGCAGGGUGCUGGAGAUGGUGGAGGAGUGUGAGAGACGGAUGCAGCCCAGCUGUGAAAACCCCUUAACCUUGGAUGAGUGUGCAAAGAUCUUUGAGACCCUUCAGGACAAGUACUAUGAGGAGUACAGGAUGUCUGACAGGGUGGACCUGGCAGUAGCCAUAGUCUAUCCCCUCAUGAAAGAUUACUUCAAGAACUGGGAUCCCCUCAAGGACUGUACCUAUGGCACAGAGAUCAUAGCCAAGUGGAAGAGCCUUCUGGAAAACGACCAGCUGUUGUCACACAGUGGGCAGGACCUGACAACAGAUGCUUUUCACAGGCUGAUGUGGGAAAUCUGGAUGCCAUAUGUCAGAAACAUAGUGGCCCAGUGGCAACCCAGGAACUGUGGAUCCAUGGUGGAUUUCUUGGAUAGCUGGGUCAGUGUGGUUCCUGUCUGGAUACUGGAUAACAUUCUGGAUCAGCUCAUCUUCCCCAAGCUCCAGAAGGAGGUGGAAAGCUGGAAUCCUUUGACAGACACAGUCCCCAUCCACUCGUGGAUCCACCCCUGGCUGCCCCUGAUGCAGGCGCGUCUGGAGCCGCUCUAUUCCCCCAUCCGCAACAAGCUGGCGAACGCCCUGCAGAAGUGGCACCCCAGCGACUCCUCUGCCAAACACAUCCUUCAGCCCUGGAAAGAUGUGUUCACACCUGGCUCCUGGGAGGCUUUCAUGGUCAAAAACAUCGUGCCUAAACUAGGGAUGUGUUUGAACGAGCUCAUCAUAAACCCUCACCAGCAGCACAUGGAUGCCUUCUACUGGGUGAUAGACUGGGAGGGGAUGAUUUCUGUCUCCAGUCUUGUUGGGCUGCUGGAGAAACACUUCUUCCCCAAGUGGCUGCAGGUGCUGUGCUCUUGGCUUAGUAACAGCCCCAAUUAUGAAGAGAUCACAAAGUGGUACUUGGGCUGGAAGUCCAUGUUCUCAGACCAAGUGCUCGCACAUCCCUCAAUCAAGGACAAAUUUAACGAGGCUCUGGACAUCAUGAACCGAGCUGUCUCCUCCAGUGUCGGGGGGUACAUGCAGCCGGGCGCGCGGGAGAACAUCGCGUACCUCACGCACACGGAGCGCAGGAAGGACUUCCAGUACGAGGCCAUGCAGGAGCGGCGCGAGGCCGAGAACAUGGCCCAGCGCGGCAUCGGCGCCGCCGCCAGUGCCGUGCCCAUGAACUUCAAGGACCUCAUUCAGACCAAAGCCGAGGAGCACAACAUCGUCUUCAUGCCCGUGAUCGGCAAGCGGCACGAAGGGAAGCAGCUGUACACCUUCGGCCGGAUCGUCAUCUACAUCGACCGCGGCGUCGUGUUCGUGCAGGGGGAGAAGACCUGGGUGCCCACCUCCCUGCAGAGCCUCAUCGACAUGGCCAAGUGAGGCCUCUGUCUUGCCCCACCAGCACCAGCUCACUGGGGGUUUUGGUGUAACUGCCUUAGAAUAAAGAAGUUCCAGGUUUGUAGAGCACGGAGCCGUCGCUGCAGGCCAGGACAUUUUCCUUAUGGCUGCUGAGGCAGGACCAAGAGACACGGUGACCUGAGGAGCUGGUGCUAAGGGAGGAACAAGCAGUUGCAUCACUUCUCUAGUUGCCACCCGUGAGAGGUUUGGCAGCAGCUUAGAAGGGACGUGGGAGGGGGUUCCCUGCUCCAGCAGAUGAGUGAGGACUGGUCGAGCCACGUCCUGAGGGUCUGCAACUACAGAGCUGUCACAGCUACUCCUCACCUGCUGCACUGCUCUGUCCCUUAGGCAGUGGCCUCCUCUACCACCCAGGGCUGGGACACGUCCCACCUCCCAGGGGGAGCCUGCCCACAGGCCAUCAGCUGCUUCAGGUGCCCUCUCAGCCCCAUCCAUGCACAGCUGGAAGGAGAAGGACUUUUUCCAGCAAACUCAUGGACCGUGUGCUCUGGGGUGCAGCAGAUCAGGGGGCAGCAGUGAGGGACAGGUGACCUGAUUCUUCACAGCAGAGCUGAUAAAAGCAAGAGCUGAGUAGCAUUGAGCAGGGGAAGGCUCCUUUCUGGAAGCCUGCAUGCUGAAUGAGACAUGGACCUAAGAGCAACCAUUGUGCAGAACAGAAGGUUUAAAAGAGAGGUUUUGGUGAAAUUCAGUGGCUGUGAGCAUGAGUCAAAGCACAGCUUUGCCUUUAUUAAAUAAUUAACAUACAAAAACGUCCUGUCAUGCUCAGGGGUCAGCUGCAGCCACUGGGGCUGGAGCACCAGGACACAGAGGCAGCCUCGAGGGCCACUCAGGACGCGGCAGCAGCAGCACUGCCCUCAGCUCUGUCCUUCCUGAUGAUCUCCAGGUCCUCACAGUGUUGGUAGGUGGGCUCCUCCACGCAAUCCCAGACCUCGGGGGCAAGGCCCUGCAGCUUUUGCAAGGGAAACCAGUGGAUGGAGGUGUCAUUGAAGGUGUCCAGGUAGCGAGGGUGGGAAGGCAGCGCCACUUCCUCUGUCCCUUUCAAAACCUUAAGAGCAUGGGGGGAAAAGUUUUGGAUGACACUGAAAAACCCACCUGCAAAGCUCAGUUACAAGUCAGUGAGGAGGAGGAGGGUGGUGUGUUUCAGCCAGACCCCUGGGUGCAGCGUGAAUGAUCCCAAAGCAAUUCCUUUUUAUAGUGCAGCAGCCAGAGAAAAGGGUUUAAAAAGCUCAUCUCCCUCUUCUUUCCCACUGCAACUAAUUGAACAUUAAAAGGUGCUUUGUUGACACAAA
This is a messenger RNA of Colius striatus (speckled mousebird), 3919 nucleotides long. It is a transcript of the gene TFIP11, whose product is annotated as tuftelin interacting protein 11. Lineage: Eukaryota; Metazoa; Chordata; Aves; Coliiformes; Coliidae. Gene Ontology annotation, biological process: spliceosomal complex disassembly. The record is from RefSeq and is a predicted model, not a curated record. Gene Ontology annotation, molecular function: nucleic acid binding. The transcript has 12 exons. Gene Ontology annotation, cellular component: U2-type post-mRNA release spliceosomal complex. Bases 111 to 2594 code for a protein of 827 amino acids.